CUGAAGGUGGCGGUAAUGCAACUCCAUGGAUGCCAACUGCCGUCAAAAGUGGAAGAAGAAGAAGCGGCACUGGUGGGUCAUUUGGAGGAACAACCGGCUAUUAGACGGACGCUCUGGACGUUUCAUAAUAUAACUUGUACAGAACAAAAUAAAACCAUGCUGCUUCGUAAAGUGAGCCAGUCCUCCGCGCUGUGCGGCGUUAUCCUCAGGAUGCCUCCCGUGCUGUCCGGGGGUCACGCCGGGGCUGUGGUCGCUGUGCAAAACGGUCGUCGAUACGCAAGCCAGGCUACACAGGCGGUGCUGGAGAAGCCAGCAGCAGUCAGCAGUGACACUGCCACUAAAGUGGCGAAGACAUCAGUUGCUGCUGAAUCCAAAUCAUUUGCUGUAAACAUUUUCAAGGGCCAGAUCCAGACUGCCCAAGUGUUUCCCUUCCCCUCAGCCCUGAAUGAGGAGCAGGAGCAGUUUCUUCGGGAGCUUGUGGGGCCUGUCAACAAAUUUUUUGAGGAGGUGAAUGAUCCUGCCAAGAACGAUGCCUUGGAGAAGGUAGAAGAUCACACCAUGCAGGGCCUGAAGGAGAUGGGGGCCUUUGGCCUGCAGGUGCCAGCUGACCUUGGCGGCCUCGGCCUCUCAAACACGCAGUAUGCCCGGCUGGUUGAGAUUGUUGGAAGUCAUGACCUCGGCGUUGGCAUCACUCUGGGUGCCCACCAGUCCAUCGGCUUCAAGGGCAUUCUGCUUUUUGGGAAUCCAGCCCAGAAGGAGAAGUACCUGCCUAAGCUGGCCUCAGGUGAGCAUGUAGCCGCCUUCUGCCUAACUGAACCAGCCAGCGGCUCUGACGCCGCCUCCAUCAAGAGCACAGCUGUUCAGUCCCCCUGCGGACAGUACUUCACUCUUAAUGGAAGCAAGAUCUGGAUCAGCAAUGGAGGUCUGGCUGAGAUCUUCACAGUGUUUGCCAAGACACCCAUGAAGGAUCCCAAGACUGGGGAGAUGAAAGACAAGAUCUCUGCCUUCAUCGUGGAGAGAAGCUUUGGAGGAGUGACACAUGGCCCUCCAGAGAAGAAAAUGGGCAUCAAGGCAUCCAACACAGCCGAGGUGUAUUUCGAUAAUGUUCGCGUGCCAGCCGACUGCCUGCUGGGCGAGGUGGGCGGAGGUUUCAAGGUGGCCAUGAACAUCCUGAAUAACGGGCGCUUUGGCAUGGCGGCCGCCCUCUCUGGCACCAUGAAGGCAGUCAUCACCAAAGCUGUGGAUCAUGCGGCCAAUAGAACCCAGUUUGGCAACAAGAUCCACAACUACGGAACCAUCCAGGAGAAGAUAGCUCGCAUGACAAUGAUGCAAUAUGUCACUGAGUCGAUGGCCUACAUGAUCAGCAGCAACAUGGACAGUGGAGCAACUGAAUUCCAGAUAGAAGCUGCCAUCAGCAAAAUCUUUGCCUCUGAAGCAGCGUGGACUGUGACUGACGAGUGUAUUCAGGUCAUGGGCGGCAUGGGUUUCAUGAAGGACUGUGGAGUUGAGAAAGUGCUGAGGGACCUGAGAAUAUUCCGAAUUUUCGAGGGCACCAACGACAUCCUGAGGCUCUUUGUGGCCCUCAAUGGCUUCCAGAACGCUGGAAACCAACUGAAGACCUUGCAGAAGGCCUUGAAGAACCCCCUUGGCAAUGCCGGGAUGCUCGCUGGAGAAAUCACCAAGAGAGCUAAAAGAAAGGCGGGUUUGGGCACAGGUCUGACACUGCAGGGAACUGUACACCCCGAGCUGGCGCAGAGCGGUGAACUGACCAUUAAAGCCAUCGAACAGUUUGGAGCAGUGAUUGAGGAGCUGCUGAUCAAACAUGGCAAGAAGAUCAUCGAUGAACAGUUUGUCCUGAAGAGAGUGGCCGACAGCGCUAUUGACCUCUACGGCAUGGUGGUCGUCCUGUCCAGGGCUUCACGCUCUCUGAGUCAGGGCUCAUCCUCAGCUCAGCAUGAGAAGAUACUGUGUGAGACCUGGUGUAUGGAGGCGCAUGAGAGGAUAAUGCAUGACAUCAAGUCUCUGCGCUCCAGUGAGUCCAGACGGCUGUUCAAGAACCUGCGAGCCAUCUCUGCAGCCGUGGUGGAGAACGGAACAGUGGUGGCUCCUCAUCCUCUGGGUUUCUAAACACGCUUGUAUCUUUAUGGAUCUUUAUGUCUGUUUUUUUCCACACUUAUGCAUCUCUAACCAGCGCCAUGUAUGCCAAGUAUUCCCACAAUUUAUCAACUUUUGUUAUUGCCACAAUUGCUCCAUCAUACAUCUGUGCCCUUUUUAUCUGCUUUGUGUAAUUAAGCUUCUGUGUACUGAGUUGCACUUACAACUGAGGGCUGAAUGAUUUCUUGUUUUUAUACAGAAAUUACAAUGUGAUACAAAGCAGUUGUUUUUUUUUUUUUCAGGUACUUAUUUAUUAAAUUCUGACUCACAACCUCUAGAUUUUGGUGCUGGAAGUCUCACUGUGAGCUGGAGGUUUAAUCUACCGGGGGGAAAAUGAUUAAAAUUGUUCAGUAGGCAAGAAAAAUCACAUUAUUUCUACAAAUCAUUCAGCCCUACUACCACCUGCAUCUAAUCGAUUGUGUGCACGGAGCUUUUAAGUUUACUUUAUUUCAGCCUUUGUAGCUUUCCUGCGGUUGAAUCUAGUGAAACGUGAAGUUAUGGUGUGAUUUUGGUGUUGAAGGGAAAAUGUGUCAAUGCAACUUUGAGGCCAGUGGAACAGGAAGCUCAUCUGUUUAAAGGGGUUUAAGUUAUACACAAAGGUAUUGUAAAAGAGAAUUCAAAUGUAUAUAACGAUGUGCAUGUUCAUAAGCUCACUCUGAGCUCAUGACAGAGACAGUGUCAGGAGCAAAACCUUUUGCCUUAGAAACCGGUCCACAGAUGCCGUUUGUAGUUCCUCACAUGCAGCUUACACGUGUAUUUUUAAACAAGUGCAGGUCAACUUCACUCUAAGCUCUUUAAAGGGCGUCGCAUUAACUUCCAAAGUGCAAGUGUUUAUUUUCUUAGCUGAAAGUCGCAGACGUCAUUAACUAUAAUUGUAGAAAGUUAAACACCACUCUGCAUACCUGGAGUUUAGAAAUUUUAAGAAAUCAUUUCUUGUACAAUAAAUGCACCUAAUCUGCUGUUAUCAAAGUGUGUUAACGCAUUCCUAAAACUUAAAUUAGGUCUGUACAUUCUUGCCUUCCCAUUAACUUGUACCGUGUAGAAACAAUGCUGCUGUUAAGUCAGUAAUCUGUUAUCUGAACAGUUAAUGUGCAGUGUGGCUGAUUCUGAAACAGAUAUGAUCACAUGCCUUCAAAGAAAUCACAUGUUAUCUAUCUAAAAAUACCUCUAAUGAUGCCAGAUGAUUGUCCCACCUUGUUUGAUCAGUGUUUGUGCGGAGCUACUGUGACCUUUUUUGGUUUUACAGCGCAUGUACUGAUUGGGAUUAAUAAAGUAUCUGUCUGUUUGUCUAUCCAUG
Micropterus salmoides (largemouth bass) is the source of this 3451-nucleotide messenger RNA. It is a transcript of the gene acadvl, whose product is annotated as acyl-CoA dehydrogenase very long chain. The transcript has 21 exons. Bases 16 to 2127 code for a protein of 703 amino acids. NCBI's taxonomy places the organism in Eukaryota, Metazoa, Chordata, Actinopteri, Centrarchiformes, Centrarchidae. The record is from RefSeq and is a predicted model, not a curated record. Gene Ontology annotation, molecular function: fatty-acyl-CoA binding; very-long-chain fatty acyl-CoA dehydrogenase activity; flavin adenine dinucleotide binding.